Molecule: messenger RNA, 2593 nt
Organism: Notothenia coriiceps (black rockcod)
Lineage: Eukaryota; Metazoa; Chordata; Actinopteri; Perciformes; Nototheniidae
Product: FYVE, RhoGEF and PH domain-containing protein 6-like
Exons: 6
Coding region: 221-2593 (790 amino acids)
Source: RefSeq, a predicted model, not a curated record
CACCGUGGCUGAAAACUUCGGGAAAAAUGGAAAAAGUAACAGGCGUAAAAACUGUAUCGGUGCAUCCGCUUGCAAGAUAAGGACCGACAGCGAUGGAUCUGCAUGUUUUCUCCCUGAAGUGGUUUUCUAACUGACACUGGUGUCGAAGGAGGAAAAAACUCUGUUUUUCUCGCAAUUCCAUUGAAAGUUUACAAAUGGAGAAAGGAGCAAGUCGGGAGUCAUGAGCACAGGUGUGAAGAAGCCACCAUUAGCGCCCAAACCUAAACUCCCUGGUACCACCAAACCCUCCCCCCCGCCCAUCGCCCCCAAACCAGGUCUCCUCUCCCAGCCUCCCAUCGUCUCCCAACCUUCCCCGUCUACUCUAAAGAGGACAAAACCGGCUGUCGCCCCCAAACCAUGCAUUCCUAAAUCCGUAGCUUCCCCUGUUUCAACCCCGUCACCUAAACCCAGUGAACCCCCCCUCCUAUGUCAGGAACAGCAGACAGCUUUAGGUGAUAACCUCUCCCUUCUCAACUCCAGAAAUGGGAUUUUAUCGGAGACUAACAAACGCGACUCGGAUUACAUCAUUCCCACUUGCUCUUGUGGGCUCCAGGACUGUUCCCAGUAUCAGCAUCUGGAAAAUGGAAGUACAACUGAGAGCGAUUUUCACAAAGGGCCGUUGCAGAAUGGGAUUUCUACAGAAGGAUUCACAGAGACGAGGCCACAAGUGAAAGAAAAACGCCCGGAGGAGGGAGUAGCUGUGGAUAAGGUUGAAGGUGGAGGGAUUGGCAAAAAGCCCAGGGAUAAACCUCAAAGACAGAGACACCUGGAGAGGGAUUUGUCUAACAAAGAAGCUCAGAGGACUGAGGAGCAGGAGGAGGCUGUGAAACAUGAGGAAAGUGCUGUUGCUGAGCCUGAUUUUUCAAUAGCAGAUGUAGAGACUGAGGCCCAUCACACAGAUUUAACAGACUCAGUCUUGGAUGUUGCAGGCAGCAUCAUUAUCUCCCCCUCUAUCACUCCUCAUGAGUCUUCCCCAGAAUCCUUUCAAGCGGAACAUAUAAUCACAGCCUCUCCCACCAGGUUACUCCCUGAUCUGCAGUUCCCUGCUGCCCCCAGUAAGCCUCUCCCGGUGCCUCACCCACGCAAACUUAAAAAGCCUGCCCUGGUGAGGCAGGAUGGCGUGGAGGGCAGUGCCCAGGAUCAGGUGACGGAGGAACAAACACUUGAGAUGCGAGAGGAUGAGGGGAGUCAACCGGGUCUGUCUCUCAGUCAGGAGGGAGAGGAGCUCAGACAGGACUCGUGCGAGGAACCUUUACCCCAAAAAGACUCGUGUUUGGGAGAUGAUGAAGCCGACGCGCCCGUCCCCCCUCCUCGACAGACCUCCCUCUCGCCUCGCCUUCACAGGACAGUCCACAUGUCACCCUCUCUUAACAAAAACACCUCCCACUCCUUAGUCCUGCUCUCACACGCUGACUCAAUGAGCCACCAAAAAGGAGGAGCGGACCACCGGGUGGAGGAGGACGAAGAGGACGGGUAUGGCGACUUUGAGCGCUACCCCAUCACUCACAGCCUCCCCAAACAGAUCAAACUCGGCUGUAAUCCCCCUCUGGGUAGCGCCAGGAGAGCUUUCUCUGCCGAGGAUCAGCCAAGUGCGCCCCCCAGGAAACCCCAGAGACACAGCCUGCCAGCAGCACACUGCCCACCCUCCUUCUGCCCCCCUGCACCUCCACACGCUAACACCCCCAUGAGGGAGCUGCCUGCGCCUCCUCAGGAGAAAACGGCCUGGCGCUUCACCCGACCCUGCGUGACCUUCUUCAGCCGGCAGAUUCCCUCCAGGAGCAGCAUGCCUCCAAAGAGCCGGGCUCCAGCACUGGGGGGCAAACAGAGGGCGCAGUCUUUCUCUGCAGCAGACCUGGCAACCCGGGCAGGCUCUCAUAAGAGGAGCCUCUCUUUCCGGAAGCUGCUGGAGCUCCGGCUGUCUGUCAAGAUGCUCCCAAAGCUGCUGGCCAAGGGAGGGCAGUCUCUGGACUGUACCAGCGUGGAGUCCACCCGGGGGGAGAGGAGGCUGGAGCGACCCACCAGCUGUAUAGUCGAGUCUGAUAUCUGUGGAGAAGAUGGAGAUGGGUCAGUGGAGUAUGAGAACGUCCCUCUGUAUGAGGAAAUCCCAGAGUACAUGAACCUGCCGUUCCACGGUGCGAGGCUGGGCUGGCCUCACGACCCCGACGGAGCAGAUUCAGACAUCUAUGAAGUGCAGGAUCCCUAUCACAGGAGCAACGACCACGAGUACGAGGGCAGCGGUUGGCUGGGGCAGGACGUCCACUCUGAGGAGGAAGAGAUCCACAGUUCAGAUGAAGAGGACAACAGCUCCUCCUCCAGCAAGGAGCACAUGGACGAGGCCGACCGACAGCAGGAGGAUGAGACGAAGAGGAAGAAAUUGGUGCACAUCGCCCAGGAGAUCAUGAGCUCCGAGAAAGUGUUUGUGGAUGUCCUGAAGCUUCUUCACAUAGACUUUCGGGAUGCUGUUGCAAGUGCCAACCGUGCAGAUGGAAAGCGGUGGUGGACGGCGGGAUCCUCAGCCAGAUCCUGCUACCUGCCUCAGCUGUAUCCAAGCUGA